Messenger RNA from Penicillium manginii, 1023 nucleotides. RefSeq lists its product as uncharacterized. Bases 1 to 1023 code for a protein of 340 amino acids. The transcript is spliced from 2 exons. The record is from RefSeq and is a predicted model, not a curated record. NCBI's taxonomy places the organism in Eukaryota, Fungi, Ascomycota, Eurotiomycetes, Eurotiales, Aspergillaceae.
AUGGCGUUCUCGGCUUUAUACUUCCUUCCGCUCCUGUCUAUCCUUGCUUUGGAUGCGAUUUAUGGUUUUGGCUAUCGGAAUGGCUUCCUCGAGCUCAUGGCUAGUGACUAUCGAGCUCGUAGGCUGUCCGAGACCACCGAACCGCUCCAGGGUAAUAUGACGCAUACGGGGUUCGAUGAACUACUCGGCAAUCUGAUCGUGUUCUACUGGCCGGUGAUCAACGGGAACCAUCCCGCUCUCAGCCUUCAGGCGUUCUACUUCUCUGGCCCAAUUGUAGCCGCAUGGACGAUAAUACAGGUCGAAUCAUGGCGGGAUUCGUCUCGUGCGAGAUGGCUACUUUCCCCCACGUUUUGGGCCCUACUCUCUCAAGUCAUUGCAAUCGGCGCCAUUGUACCUCUGUGGUGUACUAUCCACCUGUGGUUGCACCCGGCACCACGGACUCUCUCAGCCUCCGGCGCGCACGCCGUGAAACUGCUGCCGGUUUGUAUGAUUCUGGGUUUCGGGGUUCCCACUUCGGCCAUGAUCUUGCCCGAACGGUGGCACUCGCAAAUAUUCACUAAACAGACAGCUAUUGCUGUAUGGCAGCUCUGGCCUCUGUACGUGUCAGGUCUCCACCUGGUUCUGCGCUCGACAACAAGCGAAGGCACCUCGUCACGCCAAGCAUCUCGGCAUGCAUACAUAUUUGCAUUUGUUAUCGCCGCGAUAUCUCAUCUCGUUAGUUGGACUUUAGCUCUCGGGCUCAUCCCGGCGAAUCUCUUAGCAGAUAUCUCGCCGUGGGGGCCCAACGGUCAUGAAGUGCAGGUGGCGUCCAUGGCCGAAGGCGCGCUAUGGUUUUUGCAGUGGGACCACUUGACAGGGAUGAGUGGCCUCUUGCUCUGGGCAUUGCAUAUGCACUUGCAAGGGCCAGGGAAAGGAAGCGUUCGGACUGGUUGCUGGCUAGCGCUGAAAAUUGGAGCUCUUUGUUUGGUUUCAGGCCCCUGUGGCGCGACGAUCGGACUCCUGAUGCAACUAUCCGUCGGGUGA